Messenger RNA from Frankliniella occidentalis (western flower thrips), 3339 nucleotides. RefSeq names its product axoneme-associated protein mst101(2). The transcript is spliced from 5 exons. The record is from RefSeq and is a predicted model, not a curated record. NCBI's taxonomy places the organism in Eukaryota, Metazoa, Arthropoda, Insecta, Thysanoptera, Thripidae. Gene Ontology annotation, molecular function: phosphatase binding. Bases 200 to 2695 code for a protein of 831 amino acids.
AAACACUCCUUAGCAACCCCUAGCAACGAGAUUGUUUAUACACAAACAGAAACCAGAAAAACAUAACCUUCGUAUUGUUUUUCGGUUGUCUUGUAUUUGAUGAAUUCGAACCUCUGCUUCAGUUUUCGUUCACUUUUGGAGUAUGGAUUUGAAUAUCUGAGAAAGAUGAUAGCGGCAACCUAAACGUCAACAUAACCGAAUGGGUAGUAAGGGUGCAGAAAGAGGAAGAUGGGCAUGGGAAAAAAGAGAACAUUCUCAGACAGCAGAAUGUUCUGGUUCAGCAUCAAACUGGAGCAGUGCUCUAGUCGAGGAUAUUUUGGAAACAAACAUCAUUGGACAUCGUAACAUGGUUGUUUUAAAAGAAUUGGAUUAUCCUGGAACAUUAGAUCCAGGUCUUUUAAGUGAUCUUCGUCAUGAUAAGAAUAUUCGCUCAUCAGUGUACCCCUCCAAACUUCAGCAGCCUCAUUCUGCCAUAAUGCUUGAAGCCAAAAGAAAUCUGAAAAGAGAGGAAAAGGUUACCAAAAAUUUGAGUUUGCAAAACAAAAUGGUUGAUGAGGAAGUGGAUAGAUUCCAAAGCCAUAUUAAAAGCCUGAGAAAAAUGAAUCAGAGAUUAGAAAGAAUUGCUUUCCCCAUCAGUACCAAAAAGAGACUUGGAAAAUUGCAUCCGGGUCCUAAUACUACUUACCAUCACAAGGAUUACAGCCCUUUAAAAGUUGAUCUCACAGAAGAUAAACUAUCCAUUGAUCAAGGAAAGUCUAAGAAGAGAAACCCAAAUUCAAAUGCAAUAAAUGCAACAGAUAAUUAUGGUCAGCGGGAUUUUAGAGCUUUUCAAAGUAAACCAAAACUUUCAAUAUCAGGGAACAAAAUGGAAGAACAUGAAAUUGUUCAGCACCCUGUAUACUCUUUACCUUGCAGAAUUUCUAACGAACAUCAAAACACAGUUUUUGAGAGAAUUCAUGAGAAGUAUAUUGAAUCUGAAAGAAAACGAGUCAUGGAAGAAGGAACAGUUCUCAUCAGACAUUCUAGUCCUAUCAAUGACUGUGAACAGAAUGGGCAUUCCCAUUCAAUAACCAGUACAACACAAAAAUCUAUGAACUCUCAAGAUAGUGGUCUUGUUCAGAUUGGGGAUUGGGUUGAAGACAUAGGCUUGAGUGAUGUGUCAGAAGCUGCUCCUAACAUUCUUAAAACUGAAGUAAGUAUUAAUGAAUGGAACACCUCUUCAAAGUCAAGGGAAAUUGUAAAUGCAGCCAAACUAACUAAUUCAGAAAUCGAGAAGCCUUUGUGCAAUACUUUGCCUCCAGCAACUGGACCCAAAAAAGGAGAUCACAACAAGCUGGAAAGUAUGAGUAAGAUGUAUGCUAAGUGGAUGACAAAAGUUUGUGCUCCACACAGUACAAAAUUUGAAGACACUGGCUGCAAAACCAAACCAGAUAAAACAAAAGAAGGGGAUUUAAAACGCACCAAUGUUAAUACAAUCACUAGAGAAGAGAAAAUAAUGCAAGUUCUUCAAGCUCUUCAGAAGCACAAGGAUACCAAACCAGAAAUUGCUAGCAUGAGAGAGUGUACCAGCAGUUCUCGAUUUUCUAAAUCAGUGAAUGACGUUAGAGAGGAUAAAUUAGAGCCAUCAGAUCAUAAGUUUAGGAGAGCAAUCAGUGGCUCAUAUGAGCAACGACUGAAAGCACACAAAGAACUUAUCACCCACCAAAAAGCAAAGCUUGAUGAGCAGAAGAGACAAAUUGAUGAUCUCAAACUGUCUCAACUACGGAUGGAGAGUGAAAAAUCACAAAUACAAACUCAUAGAGCCUUAAAUGAAGUAAUGCAAAACUGUAAUGUGAAAGUAAAGGCACAGGCAAAGUCUCUAAAGUCAUCUCUAUCUUUAGUUGAUCUUUCUCCUGGAAAUGAUUUUGUUUUGCGCAUGGAGCAGCGAGCAUUGGAACAGAAACAGAAAAAGCUUCUUGCUCAGGAACGUCGAAAACAGUUUGAAGAAGAAAGAAAAAAAAGAAUCAAGGAGUUAGAAGAAAAAAGGCGGCAAGAAGAGGAAGAAACAUUGAGAAGGAAACAGGAGGAAGCUCUAGACAUGAGGAGAAAAGAAAGGGAAAUGAGGGAAGAAGCCAGGAAAGAAAGAGAAAAGUAUAUUGCUUUGGAAAGAAAAGCUGACCAUUUUUUUAGGACUCGAAGAUUGAGGCAUGGCCUGUUUGCUUUUAAAAAAUUAUUACUCUUAAGGAAAAAACAAGAGGAAAUUGCCGAUGAAUUCUAUGAACGGUACCUGAUGCAAAAUUCAUUAAAAGUGUGGAGAAAAGUAGUGGAAAUGAAACUUGCAGCAAAAUUGGAUUAUGCUGAUAAUUUCUUCUCUGUGAAUUUACUGCAACGCUGCUUCAAUGCUCUCAAAUUGGAGAUGCAAGAGUCAACUAGGUAUAUGCAAGUAGCUGUAGACAUGCAUGACUUUCGUCUUCAAGAGCACUAUUUUAAUUUGUGGCUAAAGAUUACUCAUAAUCAACAGGAAGUUGAUGCUGAAAAAACAGCCAAAGCGAAUUCCCAUUUUCACAGUGUUUUAUUACGAAAGUGUUUACUUCAAUGGAGGAAAUAUCCAAAAGUGGCUCAGUUGGAGAGAGAAAAAGAGCGUCGAAAAAUGGUUUGGAGAAACAAGGUUCAGCAACUUCUUCCAGAUUUUCGACCAAUGCUAUCUUUAGAUUAAUAUAAUCACAUCUUACAAUCAAAAGCUAUAUAACCUUUGUCAAAGUGUUUUUUAAAUUUUUCUUUUGAAUGUUAAAAAUCUGUUCAUUAUCUUUAUUCCUUUGUGAUAUUUAUAAUUUAUGUACCUCAGGAGCGCCACUGCAUUCAAUGCACUUCAAUGCACAUAGAAAUGCACAUUAAAGGUGACACAUUGUUGAUGCAUUAUGUGUAAAAUCCGCAUCAAAUCCUGAAAAGCGUUUUAAAAGCGUCACCAAUGUGUCAACUUUUCUAUGCAUUUCUACGCGCAUUGAAGCACAUUUAAUGCGUUUGGGGCUAUGACUUGACAGUGAAAAAGAGAUUAUGAACUUACUUUAAAUAAGUUGAUUUAUUUUCUGUUCUAUUAUUUGUGUUUGUCUUUUUAAUAAUUCUAAUUAGUUAGAUUGCAUUGUUUAUUCAGUGUUAUCUUAUUUUUAAUUCAUCAUGACAUGUUAAAGCUCUCCAAUGGAUGCUGAAAAGAAACUUUUAUUGUUCUGUUUUAUGUAUGUUUCAUGAAGUCAUUCUUUGUGGCACAAAUUAUUCCAUAGUUGUGUUCUGUUUGCCACAUCAUUUGUUUUCCUUUAUAUCCUGAAAUAGAUAGUAACAAAUAAAUAUAUCUCAAAUAUUUCA